AUGUUUGGAAAGAGACUUUGUGUUCCUAAUGAUGAGUCAUUUAAACAAGAAAUACUUGAUGAAGCUCAUAAUUCUGCUUAUGCCAUGCACCUUGGUGGUAAGAAAAUGUACAGAACCCUCAAUGAAUAUUAUUGGUGGCCGAACAUGAAAAGAGAAAUUGUAGCUUGUGUGAGUAGAUGCUUUGUUUGUCAGCAAGUGAAAGUAGAGAGGCAGAAACCAUCGGGUUUAUUACAGACUUUACUAAUUCCGGAAUGGAAAUGGGAACAUAUCACCAUGGAUUUCAUUCACAAAUUACCUCGUACUCAGGAUGGUAAUGAUGGUAUUUUGGUGAUUGUGGAUCGACUCACUAAGUCCGCUCAUUUCUUAGUGGUUAUGGAAACCUUCAGUUUGGAUAAGUUGGCAAGACUGUAUGUGAAUGAAAUUGUGAGACUUCAUGGUGUACCUGAAUCCAUUGUUCUGAUCAUAAUUUCGGUUUCACAUCACGAUUUUGGAGCACUACUUUCCACCCUCAGACUAAUGGACAAUCUGAGAGGACCAUUUAGACCUUGGAAGACAUGUGUUGUAAGAUUUGGUAAACAUGGGAAGCUUAGUCAUAGAUAUAUUGGUCCUUAUAAGAUUGUGGGGCAAGUUGGUCUUGUGGCCUAUCGCUUGGCAUUACCCCGGCAGUUGUCUAAGAUACAUAAUGUCUUCCACGAAUCCAUGCUUCACAAGUAUGUGGCUGAUCUUUCACAUGUGUUACCAGCUCAACCUAUUACACUCAGGGAGGAUUUGACUUAUGAAGAAGAACCAGUUCAGAUCCUUGACCACCGUGAGCAGGUACUCUGA
This is a messenger RNA of Rosa rugosa (rugosa rose), 825 nucleotides long. RefSeq lists its product as uncharacterized. The record is from RefSeq and is a predicted model, not a curated record. The coding region runs from base 1 to 825 and encodes 274 amino acids. The transcript has 2 exons. Gene Ontology annotation, molecular function: nucleic acid binding. Lineage: Eukaryota; Viridiplantae; Streptophyta; Magnoliopsida; Rosales; Rosaceae.